Mycotypha africana is the source of this 1284-nucleotide messenger RNA. RefSeq lists its product as uncharacterized. The record is from RefSeq and is a predicted model, not a curated record. The transcript has a single exon. Lineage: Eukaryota; Fungi; Mucoromycota; Mucoromycetes; Mucorales; Mycotyphaceae. The coding region runs from base 1 to 1284 and encodes 427 amino acids.
AUGCCGCCUGGAAAAAAGGGUCGCAAGCCCACUGUUAACCUGUUGUCCCCACGACAAGUUACUUAUCUGACGAAUGUCUUCGCCAUUUGCCGCCGAGAUAUAGCCUGUCCCAACUGCCACCAAACUGCCACCUUUCAUAAAGCAGGCUCAGUUACGGGUCACCCAACUCAGCCCAAUUACAUCUGUAAGACUUGUGGUAAGAACGUUAACGCCGCUGUCAUGUUCGACAUAAUCAACAAUACACCUGAUCUUCACCUCCCUUUUACCCGUCCUGAGAACGACCAGGACGUCGACGAUGAUCCUCCCAGCUCACAGACUGUCAGUAAUGUCAACAACCAAACCCAGCUGCCUAUGGAAAUUUCCAGCAAUGAUGGAUCCCCAGAUACACCUGCUCAGCCAACCCCUGCUAUCACCAACGAUGACAUAGUUGCCUUAAGAGACCUCAUCCACCAAUUACAGGAUGAAAUCCGUCAACUCCGAGCUGAAAAUGCAGCCCUUCGUGCUGCACAACACUCGAACUUAACUACCAUGCAGAACCCCACACCUGUUUAUAACAGCCAAUUCCCAGCCUUGACCGAUAGUCAAAAAACCAAUCCUACCAAUGAUUCACCUGUCCACCCCUGGCGUGAUGAAGCGCGCCUUGCGAUCAUUAAACAAGCUCAACAACAACGCCGAGAACACCGCCAACAAGAACGUCAAACAGCAGCAGCUCGUCUUUUCCAACCUCCAUCGCUAACACAAGGUUUCAAAUACCUUUAUGUCCCCACCAAAGCUAGAGUGCCCAUAGGACAACUUCGUGCACGCCUCCGUAAACUUAACAUCAAUAACAGCCGAAUCCUUGACAUUCACUACCCAACGCGUAACGCUGUCGCCUUCUUGGUCCACAACGACUACGCUCAGGAACUUACCGACCAGCUACAACAAUUUAAGAUCUCUAUUAAACACGAUUUUGAUCCUAAUGAUGGCAGCAUCCUUAUGGAUCCAAAAUAUGAGCAAAAGACUCCCGCUGAACGUAACGAUUUAGCCCGAGAACACCACACCGCUCGACUUGUCCGUGCCCUGAACUUCAUUCGUACACCAGUCAAAUAUGCUGUCGCCACUUACUUUCUCAAGCAAGAUUGGAUCGACAAAGACACUUAUGCAUCCGUAAUGGCAAACACCUCAUCAUCAUCAUUAGGACAUACACAAUUAAAGCAACAUUCACCAGCCGAUAUCUUUGAUAUUGAGAAUGACGACAUUAUGAGUGAUACCGACUUUACACCCCCCCCCCAAAACCAACAAUAA